Molecule: messenger RNA, 590 nt
Organism: Saprolegnia parasitica CBS 223.65
Lineage: Eukaryota; Oomycota; Saprolegniomycetes; Saprolegniales; Saprolegniaceae
Exons: 3
Coding region: 39-563 (174 amino acids)
Cellular component (GO): membrane; endomembrane system
Source: RefSeq, a predicted model, not a curated record
UGAAAAAGGCCAGCAUUUUCCAGUUGACGCGUGCGGCAAUGGCAUCGUCGUCGCGCCGGCUGCUGCUGCUCGCGCUUCUCGUUGGGCUCCUCGGUGUCUUCUGGCCGCAGAUCGAAGACGCGUUCUUCCACUCGUGCCCGUUCCUCUUCAAACGCAACGCUGCGGACGACGUCACGCCAAUCGUCGCCGCUGCGGACCUGCCCGUCUUCACCGUCGCCACGCUCCGCGCCUUUGACGGCACAGACGACGCCAAGCCCAUCUACAUGGCAGUGGGCGGCAAGGUGCUGGACGUCACAAGCGGUGCACGGUUCUACAAGAAGGGCAACGGCUACCACCAGUUUGCCGGCAGCGCUUGUACCCGCGCCUUGACGAUCGCGUCGCUCGAGGCCAAGGACAUGUCAGACGACAUUUCCGACUUUACGUCCGAGCAGCUUGCCGAGUUGGAGAAGACGCUUGCGUUUUACCAUGGCAAGUAUCCCGUGGUUGGCACGAUGGACUAUGCCUUUGAGAUCCCACCCAGAAGCGCCAUCGAUACUAGCUCGAAAGCAUCGCCGGCGCCUUGAUGUCUCCCAAACCUUCAUGAUAACCAG